AUGGCUUCUAAAAGACACCUUGGGCUUGGGAAAGCAGCUGCAUCCAAAAAGCGGAAAUCUUCCGAAAACAAGGACACUUCAAAAUCGCAGGAGGAAAUCUCCGCCAAAGAAAAUGAGCUUACUGUGGAGUUGGGCGAAGAGGUGAAUGCCAACGAUGCCAUGGCUCAACUUCGUGCUUUGUGGAAAGAUUUCAUCAAGACCAAUGACAGGAAUGAACUCAAGGUUAACGGUAUUAUCCAUGAGUGUGACCGAAUUUUGAGAAAGUCACACCAAGAUGCAUCUGGUGAACAAAGCGACAAUGAGCAAAUCGAACUUACAGGUGAGUUCUAUGGGAUCUACGGGUUGGCCUUGUCUUCUUUGGCUUUCUUUUACACCGAGGAGCCUAAUAAAGUGGCAGACUUCUUCGCAGAAGCCAAGGACAGAAUAAGCAUCGGGAAGCAGAAAUUUCCUGACUCGAUAUCAUUAUUAUUUGCUGAGGCGCGUGUGCUCAUAAAUGAGAUCCCCUUGGUUGCCAUUAGACCUUUGACUGUUGAUAGCAAAGUCAGUAAAGAGCACAAAAAUGUCGCUUCUCUUCUUGACAACUGUCUAGCUGUUUGGGAAGGAGCCGAAAAACUUUCAGAAGAAAAAAAGAAAUACAAGCAUUACAAUUUGGAAAAUUCGGAUUUCUUGCAGGCCCUUGAUGAUUUACUCGACAUGAUCGACAACUUUGGCAAAGAAUCGCCAGAGGAAAAAGACAGCGAUGCAGAGGAUGAAAACGAGGAUGAAUUUGAGCUCAGCCCUAAACAUCCAUUGUAUGCAAUUGUCGAAACAGACAAAUACAACUUAUGGUGGAGAGAACAUACGCAACGCUUUCUCAACAACCUCAUUGAAAAGAUACGAUUGAAAAAUAUCUCCGAGGAGAACAACAAAGAUGCCAAUAUGGUUUUGCGCAGAGAGUUGAGCAAAAGGCUUGGUCAAUCGUUGUUAUUGGAGGCGGAGGAGCCUUGUAAUGUGUUCACUACAUUGACCUAUUACAGUAAAGGGGAGACCAAUUUAAACGGACUCACCAAGGAAGAGGCGCGGAAGAUCGGUCAAGACUUACUUAACAAAGCUCUUGAAUUUUUGAGAGUUGCCCAGGACGAAGAAGACCCUGACUCAUGGGCUGCUGUGGCAGAGGCCAUGAUAUCAUUGGGCAACAUGUACGAUUUGGACAGCGAUGAACAAGAGGCGAUUUACAAAGAGGCGGAGGAGAUUUUGAUGCGCGCUAAUAAUGCCACGAACGGUAGAUAUGAGAAGAUUCUCGAGAAUUUGACUCAGGCAUAG
Molecule: messenger RNA, 1302 nt
Organism: Metschnikowia bicuspidata var. bicuspidata NRRL YB-4993
Lineage: Eukaryota; Fungi; Ascomycota; Pichiomycetes; Serinales; Metschnikowiaceae
Exons: 2
Coding region: 1-1302 (433 amino acids)
Biological process (GO): positive regulation of SREBP signaling pathway; translational termination; positive regulation of cellular response to hypoxia
Cellular component (GO): nucleus
Molecular function (GO): protein binding
Source: RefSeq, a predicted model, not a curated record